Messenger RNA from Ambispora gerdemannii, 1428 nucleotides. NCBI's taxonomy places the organism in Eukaryota, Fungi, Glomeromycota, Glomeromycetes, Archaeosporales, Ambisporaceae. The record is from the annotation of a GenBank genome assembly.
AUGAGCGAUGACGUUGCCAUAACUUUAAACAAUAAUUUAAUUAUGUUCAAUGCGUAUCUAUUGCUUAGUCACAGCAACGAUGUAUACUUGCAAUCGGGAAGACGGGGAACGGAAAAAGCUUUACAGGAACCAUUUUUGGUGCGCAAGAUGUGGGAGUCGGAGAUACGACCAAAAAAGUUACGUUUCAUGAUAUCGGAAAUGGAUCCUUCUACGUCGAUACGCCUGGGAAUUCGCAAUGUAACAACAAUCUUAUGGUUUGUGGUGACUGACACGAAAGCAACAGCCUCGCUCAAACGUCAGGCAAGAUUUAUAGAAUCUUUGGCGCAAUACCACGACGGCAAUGUGUGGGAUAAUACUAUCAUCGUUACCAAAGGCAACGUUAUUCACAAAGGCCCUCGUGAAGCUGCUAAAGAAAUAGCUCGAAAAAUUCAUGAAAAAAAACACGGCAAAAUACCUACCAUCGCCACCUUCAGCAACAUCUGGAAACCAUUACAUUUUGUCGAUUCGUGGAUAGAAAAACUUCUCACACUACUGGAUAUCGAAAAAGACCUUCUUGUGAAAACCAGUGAUUUUAAGAUUUUAUUAUUUGAAAGUUUGGAGGAUACAAAUGUUUAUGCUAAGAGAAAAUUCACAAGUGAUAAAUUAAACAGCCAUGGUGUUUUUAAAGGAUCUGAACCGGAACGAAUCCUUGCAAAGUACGAGUCAAUAAUGAAAGAACAUCUUGAACAUCCGAUAUCUCUCAGCUUUAAAAGAGUCAAGUGUUUAAGGUGUCCCGAAGAAACUGAUCCAAGGCUAGCCGUUCCAAAUUGUCAUAUGGAAACAGAACGGAUUCACGGCAAUAAAAAAUAUAUUCAUAAUGGCGAAAUUAUACCAAAACACACAGGUAAUCUUGCUCUUUAUCAUCCUGAUUCAAUGGAACAGUACCAUCCAAAUUCCGUAGAACUAGUUCAUACGGGUCAACCUUAUGGUGGCGAAACGAAAAAAGUGAUGGACAACAGUGCGGGUGCUUGGACUCUUCGUAUCGUGACUAUAGGUUUGGUAAAUCCUACAGAGACGGAGAUAAACGCUAUGCGCUGGGAUUGCUGUGAGAAAAAUAUAAGAUCAUCCGGAUGCACUUUGGUUUAUCGUUGUUGCAAAAAGAAACCAGACGACUCUGGUUGCUUGCAGAGAUAUAAGUGCUGUCAUGCUGAGGCUUCCCCCGGAUGCAAUUAUCGAUAUGAUUGUUGCAACCAAUCUUCCAAAAGUAAAGGGUGUGAAGAGCUUUAUAAAAUAUGCGAUCAUAAAGUUAAAGACGAUCCUUGUUUUCCUGUUUGUGAGGAUUGUGAGGAAGUGAUGAAUUCGAUUGGAUGUAGAGAAAUUUGCCAUCAUUGCAAAAAGAUUCAAGCUGAAAGUGAAGGAUGUGUCAAUACCGCACACACAUGGCUGUAG